Messenger RNA from Oldenlandia corymbosa var. corymbosa, 3301 nucleotides. The record is from the annotation of a GenBank genome assembly. Lineage: Eukaryota; Viridiplantae; Streptophyta; Magnoliopsida; Gentianales; Rubiaceae.
UAACAAAGGAUAGACAGUCUUAAAAAAAUUUAUAUGAACUAGUUUUAGAAUUAAUUUGUGCUUGUUAAAUAUGACGACCCAAGGAAUUAAUUAAUUGAUUGAUAAGAGCUACACUGUUGUGUAGAUUCUUUGUUGUUUUAAUUUUAUCAUUAUUAUGAUUAUUUGUGAGCUGAAAUAGCCUCUCCCACAAACCCCAAAAUUUCUAUUUAACCUGACAAUGGACAUUGACAAAUCUCCAGCAUACUCUAUACUCUCCUCUCAAUUCUCAUCACAUGGACCAUUUUUUUGAAACCUCUGAAAAUUCCCCAUACUUUCUUCUUAAUUUCUUCUUUACUUCAUAGCUAUCUAUACUCUCUUCUUCAACCCCAACCCCAACCCUAACCCUAGCCCUUUACCUAGAAGCUCAUCAUCAUUCAGUAUUUUGACAAUAUAUGUAUUAGGCUAGCCAGUACCUCAACCAAAAAUCAGAAGUUCAUCAUCAAAGCUUUUGACUAAUAGCAGUUUGAAUUCUAUUAAUUAUGGUAGAUUUCUUCCCUUGUUAGCUAGCCAGAAGAUGCAGUACUCUUCCAGCAGUAAUAAUAAGGGAAUCUCAUAUUGUCCUCACUUUUCGCCAUGUUUGAACCAGAGCCCUUCUUUUAGCCCCAAUGAUGACAACCAAGCUUUACUUUACCCUGAAGAUCUGCUCUCUUACAACUAUUACCUUAAUGUUGGCCCCAUUAUUGAAACUGCAGCCAACAAAAAAAUGGCUACAGUUUCAACAAGAAAGAAGAAAAACACUCCAUCUUCUACAAAGAAAAUGGACCGUCACAGCAAGAUUUUUACAGCUCAAGGCCCUAGGGACAGGAGGGUAAGGCUGUCCAUAGGAGUUUCGAGGAAGUUCUUUGGGCUUCAAGACUUGCUAGGUUUUGAUAAAGCAAGUUUGACUCUGGAAUGGCUGUUGACCAAGUCAAAGACAGCCAUAAUAGAACUCCUAAAGUCGAAGCAGGUUGAUGAUGAUGCGGAUAUUGCUAGGUGCUUAACUUCUGUGUCAGAAAUAGAUGGAGAAAUAUUUGUCAACAAUGAAGAAGGAGGAGCUGAUAAUAUUAAUGAUAAUGAAUGUUCUGAAAAGACACCGGCUAUUUCCAAGAGAUCAAAAAAAAUCAGAUCAUCAGGUGGAAGAAAAAAACAAACCAAAUUUAUUAUGAGUGAAUUGGAUAGAGUUGCGAAAAAUUCAAGGGCAAAGGCAAGAGAAAGAGCUAAGCAAAGAACAAAAGAGAAGAAUUCUCAAAGAUUAGACUUCUUCAAUCCUCCUCCUCCUCCUCCUUCACAUAGUCAAAUCCCAAGGUGGCGCCAUGGAUCUUGCAAUUCGUCGAAUUCGAGUACUACGAAUACUGGUAAUACUAGUACUAAUCCCGUGGGAGUUGGAGGAUUCUUGUGUGUAAAUCCAAGGAUAAGAGCUGAAGUAACUGCCACCGUUGAGGAAUUGUUUAUGGAACAAUGCGGAAGCAUGGACAGGCAUAUUUUAAAGCCAGUUUCUUCAUCAUCCAACUUUGCUUCUAUUAAUCACAACGAAGCUGUUCAUUCAGAUCUCAACAUUUGGCCUUCUUCUACCACAAAUGAUAAUGAGCUUUAGUUUCUUCCCUACAGCUUUUUAUUAAAGAUAAAGUGAUUCAAAAUUCUGCAGGAAGCUAUAUUAGCUCUCUAGAUUGGGAGAAGACCAAAAAAGGGUUAUUUGCUGGUCAACGAAUAACUGAUGUGAGAAGUUCUUUUUCUCUUUCAUUGAUUUGAUGAUUUGGAGUUAUGUGCAUAUAAUUUCUAAUACCAGGGGUGAAUGUUAGAAUUCCUUCAAGAUCUACAUCAUAUUGAUUAGAUCCUGAGUAAUUUUUAUUGGAAAGAAAUAAAUUAAUGUACUUAAUGUUAUAUAUGAAGUUCUUUCCUUGCCUCUCUAAUUACAGAAUUCUUCUCCAUCGUUCUGUCUCCAUAUAUAUAUAUAUAUAUAUGUGUGUGUGUGUGUGUGUCUCCAUAUUCAUUUGCAGGAUAUGGUUGAAAAAUGACAAAUUAGAAAUCCAAUACACUGCAGUGGAGAUUUUAAAUUGAUUAGUAGAUCCACUGGCUGAGUAUAUCUCUUGUUAAUUAUCAAUGAAUGGGUUGAAAAACAAUUUGAGUUUUACCUAACUAUUCCAUCUACACUGUCCUUCUAUCCUUUUUUCUUUUCUUUUUUUUUUUCCAUUUUCUAGUUGACAUUUUAAAUACUCGUUUGUCUCAAAAUGAUUGUCCAAUAUGGAUUUUCAUUUUUAAUUUAAUUUGUACUAAAAAAUAAAAAUCCAAAUUAGACAAUCAUUUUAGGACUAAAAGAGUUAUUAAUUAGUCAUUUGUCACUGAUGCUAAUUCUUUGGAUAAUUUCUUCCUGCUUUACUAAUGACAUUUGAGUUUUUUUUUUGUAUUUUUUGUUUUUUUUAUUAUUAUUUUUGGAUAUUUGAGAUUAUGUUAGUGCUUGUUUUUGUUUAUAAGUACUAUCAGGUCUCAAAAUUAAACUCUUGUUUGUUGCAGUAAUUUUUCUUAACAAACAAAAAUCCUAUUUUGAGACAGAAAGAGUAAUUUGUAAGGUUUAGCUAGACUUACUACGGAGAGAGUAUGAAUUGCAAAACUUACUGUUGUUUUGUUGGCUGUCAAUCGGGAGAUGUAAGAGAUGGCUGUCUGCAAGGAUAGUUGAUUACUUGCGUGCAUGACAUUGAUCUUUGUAAUAUGAGAGAUCUGAUGCUGUGAGGGGUGAGUCUAAAAGCUAGUCAGUGGUAGGCAAAUUUGGAAUUAAGAUACUUACUUACCAAGUUAGCUUGUCAAUGGAAUCGAUUAAUGAAUGUUAGCUUCUCACUCCAGCCUCGUAUUUUUGAGGAUUUGACGCGUACGUGAUUUGUUUUAAAUAGUUGGAGUUGAAGCUGAGUGGCCAAGAGAAACACAAAGUUGAAAAUAAAUACGUACUACAUUUUGUGUGUGUGUGUGUGUGUGUGUUUUUUUUUUUUGGUUAAUACGUACCAUAUUGAGAUUUCUCAGCAUUAAUGUUGUUUCGUGUUCAAUAUUUCCAAAAAGUGAUCCGAUCUUAGAGACUGUAAUUGGCAGAAAUGAAAUCAGUGACAGCUUUUUUUACCUUGUCUAUAAGCAGUAAAAAAAAUUCACAACAUAAGAGGAUUUUCAAACAUGAACAUUAAGGACUUGAACUUGAAGUGCAUUCUUCUUUCUCAAUAUUUUCUGUUACUUUUAUUUCCUCACCCUGUUUUUUUUUUUUUUUUUUUGAGUAAUUUCCUCACCCUGUUUGUUGUAGAAG